Molecule: messenger RNA, 879 nt
Organism: Hibiscus syriacus
Lineage: Eukaryota; Viridiplantae; Streptophyta; Magnoliopsida; Malvales; Malvaceae
Exons: 1
Coding region: 1-879 (292 amino acids)
Source: RefSeq, a predicted model, not a curated record
AUGGCUAGAAGAAGAACACCUCAAGUUCUUGAGUCCAUCUAUCUGAUGAACACGGUUGAGAUUUUUAGAGAAUCCAUCAGGCUAAUCCUUCUUCACCCUACUCAUUUCCAUUCGAUCUCCGUCUUCCUCUUCUCGCCGAUCCCGGCUUCCCUUAUCUUCUCGCAUUUUCUCGUCCGUCGUUUCCCCGAAGUACCUCCCUCGGCCACGACGCUCGUAGAUCAUUUCUUCGGACACCGCCCGCCGAAUUUCCCGUCGGAAACGAUAGUCCACAUUGUCGUUUGCGUCCCUUCUUCGAUCACGUUCGCCCUCCUCGGACGAGCGGCCGCCAUCCAAGCGGUUUCGGACACUUACAAAGGCGUAAAUCUCGACGGAAGAAGGCUACUAACGAGGAGCGGUUCGAAUUGGAUUAAGCUUCUCCACACAAGAUCAUGGGAACUCUUCAUCAUACUAGGCCUAUUCGGAUCGAUGUCGAUCGGUUUAACAGCGACACCGAAGAUGCUUCACACGCUCGGAAUCUGCUCGGUCGAGAUCGGAUUCCGGGGUGUCCUUGGGCUCCUAGGGAUACCCUUUUGCUUGGCUUUUGCACAUGUAAUGGUGGUGGGGAACAUGGCUGAUGUGAUAUCGGUGCUGGAGAGUGAAUGUUAUGGACUCGACUCGCUGUGGAAAGCCAAGCAACUCAUGGGAGGGAGAAGACAAACAGGGUUGGUGAUGGCUUUGCUGAGCAAUGUGGGAUUGAGGGUGGUCGAGUGUUUGUUUGAGUUGAGGAUUCGUAGGGGAAUCUGUGUGUGGGAAAUCCCUCUGUUGAUAUCAAUUUAUUCUUCUCUUCUUGUUCUUGAAACUGUCAUGAAUGUUGUGUUAUACUAUGCAUGCAAAUCUUGA